Phytophthora megakarya is the source of this 765-nucleotide messenger RNA. NCBI's taxonomy places the organism in Eukaryota, Oomycota, Peronosporomycetes, Peronosporales, Peronosporaceae. The record is from the annotation of a GenBank genome assembly.
AGUCGUCGCAAGGCAGGACAAGUGCGGGAAUCGAAGUCCCCGCAAAGCGCACCAACGUUCUGUGUGAAGAAGCCACAGGGUGGCUGGCGCAUCGUUCAUGCGUACAACAAGCUGAACGAUGCGACGCUACCGGCGCAGACGCCGAUACCUCGAAAAGAUGUCAUCAUCGAUUCGAUGUCCAAGAGCACCAUCUACAGUGCUCUUGAUCUGAGAGACGGGUUCUAUCAGAUCCUGAUGCGUGAGAGCGAUAUCCCUCUCACGGCGGUAAGCACCCCAAGCGGUAUGCUUUGGGAGUGGCUAGUAAUGCCGCAAGGACUGAAGAACGCCCCUGCGACCUUCAAUAGAUGCGUCACGCAUCUAUUGCGCUCGGUGCGCGACUUCGCACCGAGCUACUUCGACGAUGUGUACGUUCACAGCCGGGCAGUGAACGAGAAGACGGACGUCGAGACGCACAAAGAACAACUCCAGGCACUGCUUGGGCUCAUGCGCAAGCACAAGCUCUACGCGAACCUGAAGAGCAUCUUCGGUGCGAGCGAGAUACCCGUGCUAGGGUGUCUCGUUGGGAAGAAUGGCGUACGCCCUGACCCCGAGAAGGUCAGAGUGAUCAAUGAAUGGCCUACGCCAUCCAACGUGAAGGAACUGCGGCAGUUCCUUGGCCUUGCCACGUACUUGUGCAAGUACGUGGACAACUACGCAGGCAAGAUUUACCCGCUGUCGCAGCCCCUGAAGAAGGAAGCUGCGUGGAUAUGGACUGGGCUUGACUGA